Molecule: messenger RNA, 834 nt
Organism: Nylanderia fulva
Lineage: Eukaryota; Metazoa; Arthropoda; Insecta; Hymenoptera; Formicidae
Source: RefSeq, a predicted model, not a curated record
AUGAUUGUGACGCGGGACGACGGAGUGGUCGGUUCAUGCGUGGAGACAGAGGCGCGGGCGUUCGAGCAGCCGCGUGUGCAAGUGCAGCAGGCGGCCCUCAUUGCGAUACAAGCGGUCAGAUUGGAGCAGCCGCCGGGGUAUUUUUUAACCGCCCCCGAGAUAAACCGUGUCGGCAUGCGAAUGCCAGAAUUUACACCGUCGGAUCCGGUGCUCUGGUUUAACAUCGUCGACCGGAGUUUCCAAGCCGCCGGAAUCACGGUCGACGCGACGAAGUUCGGAUACGCGUUAACAUCUAUUGGGCCGAAUUACACUGCCGAGGUGCGAGAUAUCAUUAUGAAUCCGCCUGCGGAGCACGCGUAUGAGACGCUGAAGACAGAGUUAGUCAAGCGUCUGAGCUUGUCACAGGAGCAUAAGACCUGGAGGCUCCUGGAACACGAGGAGAUUGGAGACCGCAAGCCGUCGCAAUUUUUGCGACACCUCCGCGGCCUUGCCGGAAACGUGACGCAAUGCGCGAGCGAUCCCGGGGCCUUGGAAGCUAGAUUGGAGGUGCAACUGGCCCAGAUGCGGCUGGCCAUGCAACAGGAGAUGGCGGAGCAGCUGACGGCCAUCCGGAAGUCGAUCGAGGCGAUCGGUGACGGUCGAUACCGAGAAGAUGAUCGACGUCGUUCGCGCCCUCGUUCGCGUUCGCGUUCGCGCCCGCGAGCGCGAUCCAGCAGCCAUGGUCUACCGGCCAGCGGCGUAUGCUGGUACCACUGGCAAUUCGGAGCGGAAGCACGACAGUGCAGAGCAUCCUGCUCCAUGCAACAGCAGGGAAACGCAGGAGCCGGUUGUUAG